UUGCCUCACCUCCUCUCCUGGUCCACGGGGGAGCGCGCUUGUAAGCUGAUUUGACCCGGGGAUGUGAAUACCUCUCCGGGAUUAGAAGGUUAUUGGGUGAACGACAAUGCCCCGUGGCUCGGUCCUGCUAUUGUUCGUGUGGCGGCGGACGCACGGUACCCGCUCUCCCGCGGUUCAUCUCCAGUAGCUGUUCAGCCUCUGCCCCUGUGUGUCCUCGCUGCUUCGCUCCGGUCUCCCUCCCAGUGUGGAUAGGAUAAUAUGACUUCCUGGCUCCGCACAUACGGCAGCGUCCCACUGUGUCUCCUGCUGUGCUGCGUUGUGGUCGCUGUCUGCGCAGAAGCCUCCGAUGCAGGUGACAGUGUGUGUUGGUCUCCUAGUAUCACUUCUUGUACAGAGUGUCUCAGACGUGGACCACAGUGUGCCUGGUGCUUCAAGGAGGACUUUCAGGAUGGGUUGUGGCCAGGCCAGCGCUGCAACCUGCCAGUGAACCUGCUCAGAAGAGGCUGUGGACCGGAGUUCAUGGAGCAGUCCGAGAUCAAGGUGGAGGUUAACGCCACCAUCAGCAGCACACAAGUCUCCCCACAAGACAUCAGUAUCACCCUCAGACCAGGUUCAGAGGCCAGCUUCAUAAUAGCUGUGAAGCAGAUGGAGCGUUACCCUGUGGAUCUGUACUACCUGGUGGAUGUAUCGGCUUCUAUGCAGGAAAACCUGGAUCAUCUGAAGACAGUGGGUGUAGCCCUGUCUCUACGUAUGACGGAGCACUCCUCAGACCUUUGGCUGGGUUUCGGCUCGUUCGUGGACAAACCUGUCUCCCCUUACAUAAAUGUCCAUCCUUCCAAGAUCAACAACCCCUGCAGUGAUUAUGAGAUCCGCUGUCGUCCAGCCCAUGGCUACCACCACGUCCUAAGCAUGACAGGAAAUAUGAGCGAGUUCACACGUGUAAUCAAACGCCAGCGCAUCUCCGGAAACAUGGACACACCAGAGGGAGGGCUGGAUGCUAUGCUGCAAGCAGCUGUCUGCCAGAGGGCGGUGGGUUGGCGAGCAGACGCCAAACGUCUGUUGCUCCUGAUGACUGACCAGCCAUCUCACCUCGCCCUUGACAGCCGGCUGGCAGGGAUUGUCACACCACAUGAUGGCCUGUGUCACCUGGAGAACAACAUCUACACAGGGAGCACCAGGAUGGACCAUCCUAGUGUGGGUCAGCUGUCUGAUAAGCUGCUUGAAAACCAUAUCUACUCCAUCUUUGCUGUGGAGAAGCAGCAGUACCAGUGGUACGAGGAGUUGGUGCGCUUGCUACCUGGCUCCUACCUGGGAAAAUUAGGCCUCUUCCAUGCUCCAAACCUAAUAGAGCUGGUGGUGGACUCAUACAAGAGGUUGUUGUCAGAGGUGGCGGUAGCAGUGUCAGUGGAGGACAAGGCAGUCAGCAGGUACUGGGUGUCUGUGUCUCCUCUCUGUCCUGACGGGUCCACUGCCAAGGACCAGAGCUGCUCAGGGGUGCAGCCUGACCAGACGGUUUACUUCAAUGUCACCAUUGGCCUGCGCUCUUGUCCUGAUGACGGUGAAGAUGAAGAUGUACGAGCGAUGGUUCGCCCUGUGGGUUACAACGAAUCCACUGUCAUCAAGAUUCACUCUAAAUGUCGCUGCAGUUGUGGACCAACCAGGCGCUGUCAUGACGACAGCCAAUCUCCAUGUACAGGGACCCAAGACGGCGCCAAUCAGGAGCAGAGACCAGAUCAUGGGCUGACUAACCACUCAAACACAGAUUCAAACUGGAAAUGCAGAGCCAAUGGGUCUGAUGUGGACUGCAGUGGUCGGGGAGUGUGUGAGUGCGGGAGGUGUGUGUGUGAACAGAGCAGGCUCGGGUCAGUAUAUGGGAAAUACUGCGAGAGAGACGACUUCUCCUGCCCGUAUGAAGGGGGACUUCUCUGUGGAGGACGGGGUGUGUGUGUGUCAGGUGAAUGUGUGUGUGAGGAUGGCUGGACAGGCGAUAGCUGCGGUUGUCCCGUCUCCAAAACGUCCUGCCUAUCAGCCAGUGGCUUGUUGUGCAGCGGGCAGGGAAGAUGUGUGUGUGGCAAGUGUGUGUGUGAUGAUCCCCGAUACUCUGGAGACUUCUGUGAGAGAUGUCCUGCUUGCCAAAGCACUUGCCAGUCAUACUGGAAGUGUGUGGACUGCCACCUGUCUCAUGGUCUCACACAAAAAGAGGCGGGACAAUGCAAUGGCACCUGUGCACCAUUGGUGGGCUACAUGGAUAAUGUAUCAGGUCAAGGAGGGGAGAUAUGGAUUCAUUGUAUGUACAUCAGCAAUGACAGCUGUCGCUAUCGCUUUCAAACCAGCUCACAGUCUGGUCAGACCCUGCUUCGCAUUAGCACAAGACCAGAGUGUGCCAGCACUAGCCGCCUGGUAGGAACAUUCCUCAGUGUGUGUGCUCUCACCGUGCUGUGUGGGUUGGUGGUGGUCGCCAUGUCUCGGUUGCUUCUACAGAAAAAAUCCUGGUCACCAGGGGACGCUGCUGAGGAUGGAGUUUAUCACUGCACUGGAAAGGAUCUGUCAUACAUUCCUACAACCAAUGAGAAGACGGUUACCUACAGGAGGGACCAUCCACCUGACUGUCUCAUGGAGAUGCACAUUCAGGUUCCCAAGAUGCCCCUUGGUGACCCCUGGUAGUGCUAGCCAGAGGUCAGAGGUCAUGGUCCAAAGGAAGUCAGUAGAGACAUAUAGAAGAGGGGCUGGACUAAAGGCUUCUUUUCUGUCCAGUUACCCUUCCUAAAACGUCUACCAGCUGUAUGUGGAAUGGAAACACAUUUGUAAAGUGAACUGACCAAACCCUCAUAAGCUGUGUGACUAAUGUGACCAGUAUCCUGGAAAUUGAGAUGACAGCAAAGAGCACAAGUCCCCCACCUCUUCUUCCUCUGUAGCAGCAGCGAGGCUAUUUCUCCUACAGGGUAAAGGGUGAUCCUUCCUUACUUUUUAGCCAUGCAGCAAUUACUGCUCUAACUUAUGAAUGCAUGUGUGUGUGUGCGCAUGUGUGUGUGUGUGUGCUUGUGUGUGUGUGUGUGUGUGUGUGUGUGUGUGUGUGUGUGUGUGUGUGGUGCAGGUAGAUGCGUUUAUGCUCUAUCUAGGCUUACUAUUUAUAAUUUUAAAGUAAAAACACUACAUAUUUUAGUCUCAUGUGACUGUGUGACACUCCAACGUUUCAAUUGUACUGUCUACCUGUCCUAGUCUGCCUCCUUGUGGCCAGCUUGAGGUAUGAAAUUUUUCUCUCAAAUAAUACUGUCUACACAUUGCUGACCUCAGCUGUAUUGUCUUGGGAUGUAGUUCAUGAAGCACACCAGUGACUCUGUAUCCUCUUUUAUGUUUUUCUUUGUGUAGAUUUUCAGUCAUUUGUGUCAUAUCUGGUCUUAUAGUAUCUUUUAAAUGUUUCUUCUUUGCAUUUUGUUUUUGUUAACCGAUCAACUGCAUUGCAAAUUAGUGUUAUUUUAUAGUAUUUUUCUAUCAUGAUAAGUGAGAAUAUAGUUUCAUAUGAUUGUAAAUUGUUAAUAAUCUGGUUAGACUUGCACUAGAACAAUUGUUUUGCAUUAUACUACUGAAAACUUCGGGGUCUCUGGGGCGAGAGAACUGUAAUGGUGGGUCUGAAAUGAUUUGAUUCCUAUAUGUUGGGCAUUAGAAGGCAACUAAGUGCAUUUGAAGCUAAUGUAACAAAACCACAACACUGGAAUGACAAUGGACUGAAAAUCCAUAGGUAAAAUACAGACAUACCGAUAAUUAAUGGCAACUGCAUCAUCAAACGCCUGAACACGUGACCUCUAUAACAGAGACAGAACUCUGUGUGCAUGCAUCUGCUGAUCAUCCCAGAGGCAUAACUGCUGAGAAAUGUAGAUAAACUGACACGCUUAGACUCUGAGACCAGCUCCUGGGCAAAGGUACGAAUCAGCUCCAAAGGUACUGAGAUUGGAGGUGGAGUUACACUCCUCACACUCCUCAUGCACUAGAUCCUCUGGAUCCAGAGUGCCAGUUGCAUGGCAUCUUGUGAGACUUUUGCUUGCCUAUUCCUGUUCCUUUUUUUUGUGAUCCUUAUUUAACGCAAUAUUGUUUACAGCAAUAGCUGCUCUAUUUUUCUGUAAGUCAGGAACACUAAUGAUUAUUUAUUGUGAUUUUAUUAUUUUUUUUCUUUUAUUUUGUUAUGUUAAUUGUGUUAUUUUAUGACAAGGCUACUUGAGUAACUGGUAGUAAGUACUGGUGUGUGUUUAUGAAGUGUGGUCUCUAUUCCUAACCAUGAGAAUAAUUCAGCAAUAAGUAAUAAUCAUCUCAUCUUACCGGGCACUCAGUUCGGGGUAACAACAGCACUUUUUUUUGUAGUUUUGCUGUCAAUUAAUGUGACUAGUUGUGUAGCACGAAUUAUUUCAUCAAAAU
This is a messenger RNA of Xiphias gladius (swordfish), 4410 nucleotides long. It is a transcript of the gene itgb8, whose product is annotated as integrin, beta 8. Gene Ontology annotation, molecular function: integrin binding. The record is from RefSeq and is a predicted model, not a curated record. NCBI's taxonomy places the organism in Eukaryota, Metazoa, Chordata, Actinopteri, Istiophoriformes, Xiphiidae. Gene Ontology annotation, cellular component: integrin complex; focal adhesion; cell surface. Bases 259 to 2664 code for a protein of 801 amino acids. The transcript is spliced from 16 exons. Gene Ontology annotation, biological process: cell migration; cell adhesion mediated by integrin; integrin-mediated signaling pathway.